GAUGUCAUCACAACCUUUGCCACUUACCCAUCAUGCAGCGCAAAAGAGGAAUUUUGGCCGUGGGGAAUGGCCGGCAAUUUAACUUCGAAAAAGUCUGUGAGUCUUAGUCUUACUUCUCAAUAUGCACCUUCGUGGAAAACGUGGGAAGGAAUCCGUGAGCUUGUACAAAACUGGCACGAUGGAGUGUUUUCUUCACUGGAGAAAAUGCAGCUUGAUUGCAGAACGGAAAUGUUGCCAAGAUCCUCGGUUGCUUUCCUGUCUUGCAAACAGGGCGAUUCGUUAGUGUAUAAAGCAGUUCUCACAACAGCAAGAAACUCUUUCUUUUAUGAAGGAAUGACGAAGUUAAAUAGCAGUUCAGAUGAUUUUGAAUCUGUCAAUGGCGAGUUUGAUCGAACGUUCGAAAGUACACGGGACCAGCAGCAACGAAACGUGGUACUGGGUAAAAUAGUGUAUUCUCCCUUUCGCAAAAAACUUAUCCUGGUAAACUACAACACUGAGCUUAUGAGGAAGGUCUUGCUUCUAGGAUUUUCGAAGAAAGCUUCAAGCAAAGAAGUGAUUGGUCAGUUUGGUGAAGGCCUGAAAGUUGGUGCUCUUGCCUUAGUGAGGGAGGGGAGAUCUGUUUCCAUGGAAACCAGUAGAGAUCGCUGGAAGUUUGGCCUGUCGUGCGAUGACACUUUUAACGAAGAGGUUCUGACUGUUUUUGUAAAGGAUCGGAGUAAAGGAUUUGAUGAUGAUGAUGAUGAUGACGAUGGUGAUGACGACCUUGGUCUGCAAGACACUUGUGUAACUGUUCGUCCUCUUUGUCUCAAAGAUUGGAAAGUUUAUCUGGAGCGGUUCCUUUUCCUCUGCCCACCAUCGGAUUAUGUCAAGUCAGAGAUUGGCACCUUGCUUAUUGGUGAUCGUUACAAGGGUCAACUGUAUGUCAAAGGUGUUUGGGUGUCAGACCUCUCAAAGGAUGGUCUUUCAUCAGGGGUAAACUUCGCCCAUCUUAAGAUCGACAGAGAUCGAAGAGCUGUCGUGCACCUCAGUGAUAUUGAUCACCAAGUAAGUAGUAUGUGGGUGCAUGCAAUUGAGCAAAGACCAGAUUUGAUUCCAUUAUACUACAGUCUCUUAGAAGAAAACAACACCUCAGAUGUGCGACAUGCAAACUUCUAUCUAACAGAUAAAUCUGCCUUACUUGUGGCUCAGCAGUUCUUUGCCAUUCAUGGAAGUAUGACAUAUCCUGUUUCAAACUCAAUAUCUACUGAAUUGUUGGAUGAGAUCAAACGAGAAAUUCAUCAAAAAUUGGUUUUAUGCAAUGAGGCAUUAAUUAACAUACUGUAUAAAUCAGGGGCAGUAGAACCAGUGGAAUCCAUUUUGUCAAGGAGCUCAAUGAAGAAAUCUGUUAUUGUUCCUUAUGCGGACUUGACGCAAGACGAAGUCAGUACCCUCAAGCAUAUUGAAAAGCUGGUACAAAUUUGCAUUCCAGAAUUUAAAAUGGGAUCUAUGGAUAUCUCUGAAGCCAGUGGGAAUGCUAUUGUCUUGACGGACUCCAAUCAUUUUGAGAUUCCAAGAGGUUUAUUGAGAGAGAAAAUAGAACAUUAUGGUGGAGAAAACUGUAGGAGAGGUGACAGCUGUCUGUGUAGAGAAGCUUUGAUUGCGGCAAAGAUUUUAACUCUCCAACCUAACUUAAAUGGUGAAUUAAUUCAANCAGAUAAAUCUGCCUUACUUGUGGCUCAGCAGUUCUUUGCCAUUCAUGGAAGUAUGACAUAUCCUGUUUCAAACUCAAUAUCUACUGAAUUGUUGGAUGAGAUCAAACGAGAAAUUCAUCAAAAAUUGGUUUUAUGCAAUGAGGCAUUAAUUAACAUACUGUAUAAAUCAGGGGCAGUAGAACCAGUGGAAUCCAUUUUGUCAAGGAGCUCAAUGAAGAAAUCUGUUAUUGUUCCUUAUGCGGACUUGACGCAAGACGAAGUCAGUACCCUCAAGCAUAUUGAAAAGCUGGUACAAAUUUGCAUUCCAGAAUUUAAAAUGGGAUCUAUGGAUAUCUCUGAAGCCAGUGGGAAUGCUAUUGUCUUGACGGACUCCAAUCAUUUUGAGAUUCCAAGAGGUUUAUUGAGAGAGAAAAUAGAACAUUAUGGUGGAGAAAACUGUAGGAGAGGUGACAGCUGUCUGUGUAGAGAAGCUUUGAUUGCGGCAAAGAUUUUAACUCUCCAACCUAACUUAAAUGGUGAAUUAAUUCAACGUAAAAUUUAAACAUAGAAACCUGUGCAGGGGGCAUUUCCCUAACACAAAUCCCCUCCCUCCCCUCCACCUACCUGUUAAAUCCUUCCUGCACUAUAUAUUAUACUGUCACUGUUUCUUCCUGUAUCCCAGUCAUAUGCACACCUGGCCCCCCUCAUUGGUUCCUGUAUCCACGAGUCCUUGAUGGAUGAGGAGGAGUGAGACUGCAACACUGUAUACAGUUUCCAUUUCCAGUAACCUGGUAGUUCCUGCAACCUUAGAUCAGCUUCUUCUACCUCUGAGAGCUGUUUCCAAUUUACAGUAUUGCCUUCCAGGUUUAAAAGCUGUCCUGUUAUUUUUAUGUACUCCUCCCUGCAGCCUGCUUGUCCUUUCCUGUUCUAUCUCCUGCACCCUAACCAUGCUCCCUUCUUGGAAAACACCGCUAGGCGAGUACCCACUCAACCUACUCAGAGGUUUUGAAGAUUCUUUACUUAAAUAAUUCAAGGAGUCAAAACACUUGUGAAAGCAUUCCCAACCCCCUUAGCAAUCAGCUAUAAUGUUAUUAAUAGUUAUCAGACUUACAUAUAUACAUAUUUUUUUAAUCCUUCAGCUGGCAAAACAUCAUCUGAUCACAGCAAUCAUAACAUAAUCAGACUUGUCGCAUCUUUAUCAACUCAAGUUUGCAAGCUGAACCCUCCAUUUUGUAGCAGUUUUCAUGAAAAACACUCGUCUACAGAAAAAGCAGUGGACCAUUCAGUGCUGAGGGACAGAGAAAUAAUGUUGCUGGUAGGUUUACCAGGUUGACCCCAGGCGAAACUCCUGGUAAUUCUUUGUUUUGAUGCACCAUCCGGUUCUUCAAAUCCUGAUUCAACUCUUUCAAACCAAAAAAUGUCAUUGUCCACAACUGUUUUCAGACCCUGGCCUCUAAAAUCCACAUAUAUAUACCUGCUUUCGGACAUGGUCUCUAAGACAGUAUGUCAUCACUACUUAGAUUAGAAUGCCGACAAAAAGAUUUCUUAAAAUCAAUUUCAAAUUUGCAUAAUUUACUUUUUCUUUGUUAUUCAUUUGGAAUUGAAAUGACAAGUACCUUCAUACACUUCCAUAGUUCCCUUAAAAGCAUACCUGAUUCCAGACCACAUAUGGCUUAUAUAAGAGAGUAACCAUCCCCUUGGCGGGGUUGCCUCACUAGUAGAUUACAAAGUUGUUUAGAGUUAACUGCUCAACGUCUUUUUCAACUCAAAAAUAUUUUUCAUGGACAAUGUGAAUGCAGACAGCUUAGUCUACUAUAAGCAUUCCAAUAAUAGAAAGCUGUUUGGACUUUCCUUAGACUGCAGUUCUGGGCACUUUUCCUGUUCCCCAAGGGAAAUGAACUUAGAGAGCUUCACAAGUACUUGUCAAUGGUAUAGAUACAUAAUUUUCCGAAACCACCACCCAGCAUUUGACUCAGUUGAAGGGUGCCUGACUUCCAUGUGAGACAGGUCAUUGGUUCAAACCCAGAGCAGGCUACAGUGGUUAAAAACUUGUUAGGGAGUAUUUGAUUAAUUUUCCUUUCUUUCACCUUUAUUUCAGGAAGAAAGAGAUGUUCUGAAUGAAAAACUCCUCCAAAAGGACAAAACACAUGCUCAAGAACUGCGGAAACUACAGUCCAAAAUUUCCUCUCUGGAAAAAGAAGUGGCUGCCCAACAAGUCAAUCUUGUCAACAUUGAAGAAGAAAUGAGUGAAAGGUGGAAGAUUUCAAUUCAAAAAUUACACCAAGAAAUGGCUGAGCUCUCAAACACAAUCACGGAUCUUAAAAGAGACAAAAUCUUCAUCCAAGAAAAACUCACAGCUGCAAAGGAAGACGCAAGUAACAAACAGAAAUCGCAUUCUCGUCAAAUGAGUGUUCUAGCUGACAAGAGUGAUGUUCUGCGAAGAAGGCUUGCUGCAAAGUUUGAGAAACUGUCACAGAUUGUUUUAGCUUCUCAGGAAGUUAGCAGUGAAUCUGUUGCAGAGAUAUUAAAGUCCACUGCAAAGGAGAUCGAGGAAAUGUGGUUUCAAAAGGAUAACUGCAUCAUCUGUACUCUUGAGAAACCAAACUGUGUGGUCAUUCCUUGCCGUCAUCAGAUUACUUGUUUCAAGUGCACAUCUUUUCUGGAAACUUGUUCUUACUGUAGAGGGCCAAUUUAUGAAAGGAUUCUUACUUAUGGCUUGUAG
Messenger RNA from Porites evermanni, 4392 nucleotides. Lineage: Eukaryota; Metazoa; Cnidaria; Anthozoa; Scleractinia; Poritidae. The record is from the annotation of a GenBank genome assembly.